Microthlaspi erraticum is the source of this 369-nucleotide messenger RNA. Lineage: Eukaryota; Viridiplantae; Streptophyta; Magnoliopsida; Brassicales; Brassicaceae. The record is from the annotation of a GenBank genome assembly.
AUGCACUUUCUUUCAAAUUUCCAUCCUUCUACUGCUCCUGCUGCGCCAGAUGCGUCUACUGCUUCAGCUACCCGUGGUCGAGGCCGAGGACGUGGUCGUGGCCGUGGUCGUGGCACUGCUCCUGCUGUAGAUAUUCCUGGUUCGUCUACUCAUGCAAGUGUUCCAGCUGCUCGAGAAGGUCGUGGUCCUGGCCGUCCUCGUGGCCGUGCUCGUGCUUGUCAUGUCAUUCCAAGAGGAUUUGGAUGCUACGUUGCUCCAUUUACAGGUCGGGUCUUUGAUGUUUGGGGAUCGAGGGCUUUUGAUAUGAAUGGUCCUCCUCCAGGAGGAGCUCCUCCGGAACCACCUUCCUCACAAGGAGAAAAUCUUUAA